AAAAUAUAUGUCAAAUGUCAUCAUUGAUGAUGUCAACACGUCAUCCUGUUGUGGAUUGUCGAUUUUCCAACUUGUUUUCAGAUUUUCAUGUGAAAAGUGCAAUAAAUAAAAGGAAUUCAGCAUGGUGCUCAUAGCAGCUACAGUAUGCACAAAAUCAGGGAAAGCUCUGGUUUCCCGACAAUUCGUGGAGAUGAACAAGGCUCGUAUCGAGGGUUUGCUUGCUGCUUUCCCGAAGCUUAUGACCGGUGGUCGACAACAUACCUUUAUUGAGACAGAAUCUGUCAGAUAUGUGUACCAACCCCUGGACAAGCUGUACAUGCUGCUCAUCACAACGAAGGCCAGCAACAUCCUCGAAGACCUGGAGACUUUACGGCUUUUCAGCAGAGUGGUGCCAGAAUACUGCACCCAGCUGACGGAGGCAGAGGUUAUAAAUCAAGCGUUCAACUUGCUGUUUGCUUUCGAUGAAAUUGUUGCCCUCGGCUACAGGGAGAGCGUCAAUUUGGCGCAGGUUCGUUCGUUCGUCGAAAUGGACUCGCACGAGGAAAAGAUCUUCCAAGCUGUUAGACAGACUCAAGAGCGCGAAGCGGCCAACCGCAUGCGCGAACGCGCCAAGGAGCUCCAGCGGGAGCGGCUGGAGGCGGCCAAGCGCGGGGCGCCGCGCGCGCACGCGGGCUUCGGCGGCGGCUUCGGCGGCGGACAGGCGGCCGCGCCCGACACCAGCGUCGACAGGCCGCCCUCCACGCCCGCCAGGGAGACCAGCCGCCCCGCCGCCCGCUCGGCCAUGAAGCUGGGCUCCCGCGGGACCGACGCGGACUCGUUCGUGUCCCGCCUCCGCUCCGAGGGCGACGUGACGGCCGCCACGCCUCCCGUGGGAACCGCCGCCACUGUUGAUAGGCCGGCGCCGGCCAAUCAGAAAGAUGUACACUUGCGGUUCGAAGAGAGGUUGAACUUGGUCGCAGGCCGUGAUGGUGAUAUACAAAACUUUGAACUUUCAGGCCUGCUGACGCUUCGUAUCACCAGCGAACAGUUCGGACGUAUUCAUGUGCACGUGGAUAACAAAGACACGAGGUCUUUACAAUUGCAGACUCACCCGAACGUAGACAAGGAGGCGUUCCGUUCUUCGGGCGUGAUCGGACUGAAGCAGGCGCAGCGGCCGUUCCCGCUGCACAGCGACGUGGGCGUGCUCAAGUGGCGGCUGGCGGGCGGCGGGGGCGACGACAAGAUGGCGCCGCUCUCGGUGAAUUGCUGGCCAUCGGAGGGCGCUAACGGCGGAUGUGACGUCAACAUCGAGUACGAAUUGGAACAGCCUCACCUCACUCUCUCCGACGUUCAUAUCAACAUUCCCCUGCCGUCUGGCAACACUCAAGUGGUGGUCCACCAAUGGGAGGGUAGCUACACGCAGAAGGGCAGGACACUGGUGUGGAGCAUUCCCGUGGUCAACGCUCAGCAGAAAACUGGCAGUCUUGAGUUUACGGUAACUCCAGCGAUACCGAACGACUUCUUUCCGCUGUCCGUCACCUGGACAUCAGAGACUUCCCUGGCCCAACUGACUGCUACAAAGGUUACCCAGGCGGAGGACGGCUCCCCUGUCGAUUUCUCCCAGGAGAUCAGCUUCCAUCCAGACAAAUAUGAAUUUGUUUAAAGUUAAUUGAAUGUGCCAGGGGAAUGUACCUAUUCGAAAGAUUUAUAUGUAUUAAUUAAGUACUGUACCUAAUUCAUGUAAUAAAUGAUAUUUAUCGGUUA
Messenger RNA from Amyelois transitella, 1743 nucleotides. It is a transcript of the gene deltaCOP, whose product is annotated as coatomer subunit delta. The coding region runs from base 122 to 1642 and encodes 506 amino acids. Gene Ontology annotation, biological process: retrograde vesicle-mediated transport, Golgi to endoplasmic reticulum; Golgi localization; endoplasmic reticulum to Golgi vesicle-mediated transport. NCBI's taxonomy places the organism in Eukaryota, Metazoa, Arthropoda, Insecta, Lepidoptera, Pyralidae. The transcript has 14 exons. Gene Ontology annotation, cellular component: cytosol; COPI vesicle coat. The record is from RefSeq and is a predicted model, not a curated record.